CAUAGCACGUCAACAUAUGUGACCUUGGGGCUACGCAUAGAGCUUAUCUUGACGCUCUGUAGUCCGCACUCGCCGCCCGGCGCUCCACUGGCGACACUCAUUCGACGGCCGCUCGCCGAAGCGACGGUUCACUUCCAAAUGAUUUUAAUCUGCCGCGUAUUUGUUUACUACAUCGGUCGCGAUAACAGACUGUUUUGUGUGUAAAUUUUAAAUUAAAAAGCGUACUAUUCAUGACUUUUUAAAUUAAAAUUUCUUUAUAUAAUCAGUGAGAAUGAGUAUCAGUGUUUUGCUUGUAGUGAUCUUGUUGUUUUUGUUAGUUUUGUUAGCCGUUUUUCACUAUGGAUCUGAGGGCCGUAAAUAUUGGUAUAAUAAAAAAGUUCCGUAUAGGGAGCCGUGUCCUAUAUUCGGGAAUUUCGGAGCUACACUUACAAUGCGCCUCAGUUAUACAAAAAUGCUACAAUUCUUCUACGACAAAUACAGAGAUGAGAGAUAUGUUGGAAUUUUUCAAGCUAGGAGACCGGCUUUGAUGCUGAUAGAUUUAGAAUUGAUAAAAUUUGUAUUGUCCAAAGAUUUCCAACAUUUCACUGAUCGUAUAUCUGUUUCGACGGAUACGCAACGGGAACCGCUUUUGAGGAAUCUAGCAAAUAUGAGCGGCACGGAAUGGCAGAAAAUGAGGCACAUAGUUACACCGACAUUCUCCUCGGCUAAAAUGAAAGCCAUGUUCCCUUUAGUCGUCGAUUGUGCAAGAACAUUACAAACAACUCUAGAAAACGAGUCCAUUGAGGAUAUCGAGGUGCCGAAGUUAAUGUGCCGGUUUACAACUGACGUUUUAGGAAGCUGCGCCUUCGGCGUCGAUCCUGGAUCAUUAAAAGAUAAAAUGUCACCAUUUUUUAUUAUGUCGCAGAAAAUGUUCAAAACGGAUCGCAGCACUAUUUUAAAGAGAUAUUGUCGUUCUUUUUCGCCGCGACUGUUUAAAUUUUUAAACCUAAGAACGUACUCGCUGGACGUGGAAGUAUUUUUUACUAAUAUCAUCAAUCAAGUAUUAAACGAGAGGCGAACGACCGGCAAGCAGCGAAGUGAUUUCCUACAGCUUAUGUUGAAUGUCCAAAAAACUGAGAUCGGUUUUACGAUGACGGAUGAAUUAAUUAUAUCAAAUUCAUUUAUAUUCAUGCUCGCCGGUCUAGAGACAUCAGCUACAACGCUAUCGUUCUGUUUGUAUCAGCUCGCCAAAGAUAUAGAUUUACAGAACAGAUUAAGAGAUGAAGUCAGAGAGUGUAUAGAAAAUCACGGCGGUUUUAAUUACGACGCGAUAGGUGCGAUGCGUUUGGCGACUCAGACGUAUUUAGAGACGCUGAGAUUACAUCCUCCGACGCCUCUCACGACGAGGCUGUGCACAUCACCGUGCACAUUACCUGGUACAGGUCUCAAUAUGAAAGUCAGAGACGCGGUUCUAGUGCCGAUACACCAGAUCCACAAAGAUCCGAGGCAUUUUCCCGAUCCGGAGAAAUUUGAUCCUGAACGUUUCGGUGGUGCCAUGAAUGUUAACGGUUUUAUUGCAUUCGGUGACGGACCCAGGAGUUGUCCAGGAGGUCGUUUCGCUCAGAUGAUGGUGGUAGCUGGUUUGGCUACGAUUCUUCAGAAUUUCUCAGUGGAGCCAUGCUCGAAAACAACACCAACUAUACAAUACGAAACACGAAGCGUCAUGUUAAAAAAUAAAGGGAGCAUUUGGUUAAAAUUUAACAAGAUAUAGAUAUUUCUUAUCAUUUAUUUAUCACAGUACUUUUUAAGAAAUAUUUUUUUUAUGUUUAAUAUAAUGUUUAUAAUAAAAUGCACGAGAAUUUACAUGAUAUAUGAUACCGUAUCAGAAUAACUACAUUUUUGAUAGUACCGACUCUUGUAAGUCGAAACAUAUCGUGGCAGCCAUUCCACGUGUUAUCACAUCGGAACAAGUCAAUAACAGUAUGCUUACCAGAUGUUUGCACAACUAAAUUAAAUACUGACUCUUUCCAGAUUUUCAUUCAUAGAUCUUCGAUAUUGUUGUAUAGUGUAGGCUAUUGAUUGAGAAACGAGAAACGUUACGUAUAUAGUAUAAGAAAGAAACUUUAUGGUAAGCAUACCGAACAUUAGUUUCGUAAAUUUUUUUAGCGAUUCGAUUGAAUUACAAAAGGGUAUUUUUUAACUUAUCCCUACUUAGAUUUCCUGAAUAUACCAAAAAAACUAAACUAGUUCACCGUUAUAUUACAAUAAAAAUAGGAAUAACUUUCUUCGUCUUUUCUUUAACCGCAAAUAAAAUUCUAUACAAAUUCCUUAACUGAUUUAUUAUACGAAAUGAGUUUUUUUAGUAAGCACUUUUAGUUUAUUAGAAUAUAAACACGAUUAUAUUAAAAGUCUAUACUAUAGGUUUUGGGCUGGCGAUAUAAUAUUUUAAUCCAGAAUUUAAUAAUAUGCACUUGAUUUUUUUAUAUUUAAAAUCGCACUGUGUGUUACCACGUGUUCGCGCCGUAACUACAAAUAAAGAGUUUCCGG
Danaus plexippus (monarch butterfly) is the source of this 2526-nucleotide messenger RNA. RefSeq names its product cytochrome P450 6a2-like. The transcript has 2 exons. The record is from RefSeq and is a predicted model, not a curated record. The coding region runs from base 272 to 1750 and encodes 492 amino acids. Gene Ontology annotation, molecular function: oxidoreductase activity, acting on paired donors, with incorporation or reduction of molecular oxygen; iron ion binding; monooxygenase activity. Lineage: Eukaryota; Metazoa; Arthropoda; Insecta; Lepidoptera; Nymphalidae.